CCCUUCAUAUCAACCAAAAUGGCGGCCCCCUUGAGAAGCAUUGGAAGACUCUUGUGUCGGACUAACAUUCUCUAUCAAAGUUUACGAGAGGUUCGGGGAGGACAUGUUUCGUUACCUGUCGUAAGGUGCCACCGAGUUGGAAGUCCUUGUGUGCAGGUUUAUCGGUCGUUUUGUACACCAGCAUCAUCUGAUGAGGACGUUGCAGCUACCCUUGCUUUGUCCCGGUAUAAAGACAGACCCUGGGAUUAUUUGGAGAGCGAAGAGUAUAUUGACCGCUACGGAUCAAAACCAGUGUGGCUCGACUACAGGAGAAACCAUAAAGGGGGGAUUCCGCCGCAGAAAACACGUAAAACCUGUAUUAGAGGAGAUAAAACUUGCGGCAAUCCCUGUCCCAUCUGCAGAGAUCCAAAUGUCAUAAUUCACUACCAGAAUGUGAAGUUGUUGCAGCAGUUUGUUAGUCCUUACACGGGUUUGGUCUUGGAUUCCACAAGAACAGGUGUGUGCAUGAAACAACAGAAACAGCUUAACACUGCGAUAGAGACAGCUCGGGACCAUGGCUUGAUACCUGUACAGGUACCUCAUGUGGAUUUCUCAGGGGAGGACUACUCCAAUUCCCAUGCAGCCGUGGGAAAAACACCUCCUCCCACUGUUGUAAAGGCUGGUGAACCUUGGUAUCAGUGGUAUGGAAGCAUGGUUCCAGAUGAACGGGAAUUGGCACGAGUAAAGAAGAUAUACAAAUCCUACCUGAAACAGUAGUGUGUACUUGUGGGGAUAUAAAGGCAUAGGCCUAACGUGUGGCUUUCACUGUUGAUGUCUUGUAUAAUGCCUGCAAUUAUGGUUACAUUACAGAAGACAAGUAAUUGUUGGUCAUUACUUGUCUAUCCCUCAGUAGUGUUGAAUUGAUACCAUUGUCAUGCCCUGUUGCUCAUCCCUGAGGUGAAACUUAGUUUCUUGUGAUUGUUCAAGUCAUGGUAGAUGGACAGAUGUUUCAGGAAGAUGAGAUAAAUUAUCAUAUCAAAUUGUGUUAAGCACAUUAAAUAAAAACACAAGUGGAUAA
This is a messenger RNA of Sardina pilchardus (European sardine), 1057 nucleotides long. RefSeq names its product mitochondrial ribosomal protein S18B (gene mrps18b). Gene Ontology annotation, biological process: mitochondrial translation. The transcript is spliced from 7 exons. The coding region runs from base 19 to 756 and encodes 245 amino acids. The record is from RefSeq and is a predicted model, not a curated record. Gene Ontology annotation, molecular function: structural constituent of ribosome. Gene Ontology annotation, cellular component: mitochondrion; ribosome. NCBI's taxonomy places the organism in Eukaryota, Metazoa, Chordata, Actinopteri, Clupeiformes, Clupeidae.